CACCGACUCCGAACCGAAUACCCUCGAAAUGGUGCCCAAACCGCAGGGCCAGGCCGUCACGUCCGUCACCCAUCGCCCACUACCGCCGCUUCCCAAGCUCCGCGUGCGCCGACCGAACAAGCCAGAAGCGAACCCAUGUCUGGGCGCCAUGUCGUCAGUUCUGGGUUGCUGGGCAUCUUCGGGAUACAGCGUUCAAGGGUGUGCACAGCUUGAGCAAAAGUUACGGCUGUGCAUGGAUGCGCCACGCAAUCCAAACCAGAAGAAAAACAACAUCAACUACCACCUCUCGAGAAUGUAUCCGAAGAUUGUUGGACCCCACAAGCGAAAUUAGACUCGUCCAUCAUUGUACAAUAUGUAUAUCCUACAACACAGCCAAGUGUAUGAGUCGACGCUAUGCACGCAUAGAGGGAGUUGGGAUGGUCUUUGCAAUAUUGGGCAGGCGUUCAGGUGACGCGAGAUACAAUUGUAUAUACGCAGGCUCAACAAGAGUUGGUCAUUCACACAUCCGCACCAUCUUUUCGAUGAUUGAGGCAACUCUCAUCGGCGCCUCGGGUUGACUUGAAUUUGUCCUUUAGAAGAGAAGGAAGUGAAGCGAGCAAUCAUGAGAGACGGUAGCAAAAUUUCUAGAGGGCUCACUGUGAGCACGCAAGAAUAUGCAACUCCUGGGAACGCCACGAACUCAGAGGACAUAACACUGCAAGGUUUACACGUUCAUGAACAUUGUCUUUGAAGUUGCGCCGCUUGAAUUUCCG
Messenger RNA from Dothidotthia symphoricarpi CBS 119687, 752 nucleotides. Its product is annotated as mitochondrial ribosomal protein 10. Gene Ontology annotation, molecular function: structural constituent of ribosome. The record is from RefSeq and is a predicted model, not a curated record. Gene Ontology annotation, cellular component: mitochondrial small ribosomal subunit. Bases 29 to 331 code for a protein of 100 amino acids. Gene Ontology annotation, biological process: mitochondrial translation. The transcript has 3 exons. Lineage: Eukaryota; Fungi; Ascomycota; Dothideomycetes; Pleosporales; Dothidotthiaceae.